AUGAUUGCUAGAACCUCACUUGUGAACUUCGGCGUUCUUAUCAUUGAUGCCCCUGAUGGUGACUUUGAGGCUGGUUUUGCUCAUGAUGGUCAGACCUGUGAACAUGAAAAUCUAGCCAAUGCUCUUGUUAUGAAGCAGAUGAUCUGCUAUAUCAACAAGACACUUCUACUAUUUAUGUAUGCCACCACCUCCAACUACUCCAAGAAAUGGUAUAACACAAUUGUGGAGUAUGUGCAGUCCUUCUUGCAGAAGAUUGGCUUUGACCCAGCAUUUGUGCCCAUAUGGGGCUUGGACAGAGAUAAUUUGACCACGAGGUCAGUCAACAUGGCCUGA
Panicum virgatum (switchgrass) is the source of this 333-nucleotide messenger RNA. Its product is annotated as elongation factor 1-alpha-like. NCBI's taxonomy places the organism in Eukaryota, Viridiplantae, Streptophyta, Magnoliopsida, Poales, Poaceae. The record is from RefSeq and is a predicted model, not a curated record. The coding region runs from base 1 to 333 and encodes 110 amino acids. Gene Ontology annotation, biological process: translational elongation; translation. Gene Ontology annotation, molecular function: GTPase activity; translation elongation factor activity. The transcript is spliced from 2 exons.